AUGGAGGUGCAGUUUGGUGCCUGCAAUGCUGUGAAGAAAGUGCCCGGCUUUCUCCGCUGUUUCCCCAACCUGGAGACUCUCCAUGUCCAGUCCACCCGCAUACUUGAGGAGUCCACCGGCAAGGUCAACCUCAAGUUCUGGCAGGAGGGCGGCCCCAUCGAAUGCGUCCUGCAGAGCAUGAAGAAGUUGUUCUUCUACGAGUUCCAAGGGUCGAGAAGCGAGCUUACUUUCCUCAAGUUUAUCGCGGAGAGAGGGCGGGUGCUGGAGCAGAUGGUGGUUGUGGUGGCCAGUGAGUGUUUCUCCUCGGGAGACAAUGUCAAUGCCAAACUGAAGCCUCUGGCCAAUGCAAAAUGGAGCAGCAAAGCUUGCAAGCUAGAGCUCUUCAGAAGCCCAUUCGAGGAGGUGUCAGGUCCUCCUUACUGCCACAAGAUAGCUUCUGAUUUUGGGUUUGCUGACCCUUUUGACCUCCAGUACUACUCCGAAGUAGAAGUGAUCUCUGUAAGUUAA
Triticum turgidum subsp. durum (durum wheat) is the source of this 507-nucleotide messenger RNA. NCBI's taxonomy places the organism in Eukaryota, Viridiplantae, Streptophyta, Magnoliopsida, Poales, Poaceae. The record is from the annotation of a GenBank genome assembly.